CGGGGGAUAAGAUCUCUAAGUACCCCUCGAAGCCAUCAACCUUUGCGUUCACAUUUGACCAAGAAAUCAAGCUUCCUCAAGGAACAUGUUUUUCACCGCACCACUGACAGGAGACGUGGAGUUAUUGAGAGAAGUAUCAAGGAAGUUCCUGCUAGCGGUUCAGAUAAAUCUGUUCCCACAGCUACACUUGGAGAAAAUGAUCCAACUCCUACUGAAAGGAAAACCAAUUUGCGCCAGCCUAUGAAUACCGAUGCUCGAACAUGCCAAGAUGUCAUAACAGAACUUGGGUAUCCAUAUGAAGCUAUUCGUGUAGUUACUGCUGAUGGAUAUGUUCUUCUUUUGGAAAGAAUUCCUAGGCGCGAUGCACGGAAGGCUGUGUAUCUGCAACAUGGAAUAAUGGAUUCAUCCAUGGGAUGGGUGUCUAACGGAGUGGUUGGCUCUCCUGCAUUUGCAGCCUUUGAUCAAGGUUAUGAUGUAUUCCUGGGGAACUUUCGUGGUUUGGUUUCUAGGGAACAUGUUAACAAGAACAUCUCCUCACGACAGUACUGGAAGUAUUCCAUCAAUGAGCAUGGUACACAGGAUGUACCUGCUAUGAUAGAGAAAAUCCAUGAAGUUAAAACCUCUGAACUGAAGAGCAGCCAGCCUGAUCUUGAAGAGGAAAACAAUGAUGAUCAGCCUUACAAACUUGCUGCAAUCUGCCACAGCCUGGGUGGAGCAGCAAUAUUGAUGUACGUCAUAACGCGUCGGAUAGAGGAGAAGCCCCACAGACUGUCGAGGUUGAUUCUACUGUCACCAGCUGGGUUCCAUGAAGAUUCUACCCUAGUAUUUACUGUUGCUGAGUAUCUUUGUCUUAUGCUGGCUCCAAUCCUUGCUCCACUUAUGCCUGGGUUGUACAUACCGACCAGAUUUUUCCGGAUGCUGCUGAACAAGUUAGCGAGGGACUUCGACAAUUACCCUGCCUUGGGAGGGCUAGUUCAGACCCUUAUGAGCUAUGUUGUCGGUGGUGAUAGCUCAAACUGGGUUGGGGUGCUAGGUUUGCCACACUACAAUAUGCAUGACAUGCCUGGAGUGUCUAUUUUUGUUGCUAUUCACCUUGCACAGAUGAAGCGUAGAGGAAAGUUUAUAAUGUAUGAUCAUGUGAGUGCAGCUGCUAACAUGGAAGUGUAUGGAUCGCCUGAGCCCUUGGACUUGGGUAAACACUAUGGACUCAUUGACAUUCCUGUCGAUCUGGUUGCUGGGCGGAAGGAUAAGGUGAUACGUCCAUCCAUGGUUAGAAAACAUUACAAGUUGAUGAAGGAUUCAGGUGUUGAUGUGUUCUUCAAUGAAUUUGAAUAUGCUCACCUGGAUUUUACAUUUUCCCACCAUGAAGAACUUUUGGCUUAUGUCAUGUCCCGCGUGUUGCUUGUUGUACCUCCACCUAAGCAACAGUUUGGUCAGAAGGCUGCGAGAUUGAAGAGGAAAGGUGGAAAUGGGUCAACUAGUAAUACUACCUUGAGAUCAUCAUCAUCAUCGUCAUCAUCAUCGUCGUCAUCAUCAUCAUAGUAGACAAAAUGUAUAAAUGUGGAAGCUUUCGGGAUUAAGCUGCAGGGGUGUCUUCUUUGGUUUUUGUCGGGUGACAUGCUUGCAUUUUAUGUUCAUACUUGCUGCUGUUGUAUAUGAUUGACUAGGUGUAUUUUACACCAUUUUAGUUAGGUUUUAUCUCCAUAUGGGUGUCAAGUCAUCACCUUCCCUCCCUGAGGAGAGAGUUUAAUCAUUGGGAAGUGCGUUAUGGGUAAGGAUCACUAAAUUGUACCUUGUAAGAGAAGUUCUGUGCGACUUGGUUUAUAUUGUGAGUAUUCAUGAACAUCAGCCUUGAUGAAACCAUUGCUUAGACUUCUUCGGCAUCCUUUAUGAUUGAUGAAUGCCAUCUUCUGUCAUUGCUUGA
Messenger RNA from Macadamia integrifolia, 1924 nucleotides. Its product is annotated as lipase member N-like. Gene Ontology annotation, biological process: lipid metabolic process. Lineage: Eukaryota; Viridiplantae; Streptophyta; Magnoliopsida; Proteales; Proteaceae. The record is from RefSeq and is a predicted model, not a curated record. The transcript is spliced from 7 exons. Bases 241 to 1542 code for a protein of 433 amino acids.